This is a messenger RNA of Choloepus didactylus (southern two-toed sloth), 5079 nucleotides long. RefSeq names its product solute carrier organic anion transporter family member 3A1 (gene SLCO3A1). The transcript has 10 exons. The record is from RefSeq and is a predicted model, not a curated record. Gene Ontology annotation, cellular component: membrane. Gene Ontology annotation, biological process: prostaglandin transport; sodium-independent organic anion transport; transmembrane transport. Bases 1 to 2133 code for a protein of 710 amino acids. Gene Ontology annotation, molecular function: protein binding. NCBI's taxonomy places the organism in Eukaryota, Metazoa, Chordata, Mammalia, Pilosa, Megalonychidae.
AUGCAGGGAAAGAAGCCGGGCGGUUCGUCGGGCGGCGGCCGGAGCGGCGAGCUGCAGGGGGACGAGGCGCAGAGGAACAAGAAGAAGAAAAAGAAGGUGUCCUGCUUCUCCAAUAUCAAGAUCUUCUUGGUGUCCGAGUGCGCCCUGAUGCUGGCGCAGGGCACUGUGGGCGCCUACCUGGUCAGCGUCCUGACCACGCUGGAGCGGAGGUUCAACCUGCAGAGCGCCGACGUGGGCGUGAUCGCCAGCAGCUUUGAGAUCGGCAACCUGGCGCUCAUCCUCUUCGUGAGCUACUUUGGGGCGCGCGGGCACCGGCCGCGCCUCAUCGGCUGCGGCGGCAUCGUCAUGGCGCUGGGCGCGCUGCUGUCCGCGCUGCCCGAGUUCCUCACCCACCAGUACAAGUACGAGGCGGGCGAGAUCCGGUGGGCGGCCGAGGGCCGCGACGUGUGUGCCGCCAACGGCUCGGGCGGCGACGAGGGGCCGGACCCCGAUCUCAUCUGCCGCAACCGGACGGCCACCAACAUGAUGUACUUGCUGCUCAUUGGGGCCCAGGUGCUCCUGGGCAUCGGUGCUACCCCUGUGCAGCCCCUGGGGGUCUCCUACAUCGACGACCACGUGCGGAGGAAGGACUCCUCGCUCUACAUAGGAAUCCUGUUCACAAUGCUGGUAUUUGGACCAGCCUGUGGAUUUAUCCUGGGCUCUUUCUGUACCAAAAUCUAUGUGGAUGCAGUCUUCAUUGACACAAGUAACCUGGACAUCACUCCGGACGACCCCCGCUGGAUCGGAGCCUGGUGGGGUGGCUUCCUGCUCUGCGGUGCCUUACUCUUCUUCUCUUCCCUCUUGAUGUUCGGGUUUCCACAGUCCCUGGCCCCGCACUCAGACCCCGCCAUGGAGAGCGAGCAGGCCAUGCUCCCCGAAAGAGAGUACGAGCGGCACAAGCCCAGCAAUGGGGUCCUGAGGCUCCCCCUGGAGCCGGACAGCAGCGCCUCCUGCUUCCAGCAGCUGAGAGUGAUCCCGAAGGUCACCAAGCACCUGCUCUCAAACCCCGUGUUCACCUGCAUCGUGCUGGCUGCCUGCAUGGAGAUUGCAGUGGUGGCCGGCUUUGCUGCCUUCUUGGGGAAGUACCUGGAGCAGCAGUUUAACCUCACCACCUCUUCUGCCAACCAGCUGCUCGGGAUGACUGCGAUCCCCUGCGCCUGUCUGGGCAUCUUCCUGGGCGGCCUCCUGGUGAAGAAGCUCAGCCUGUCUGCGCUCGGGGCCAUCCGGAUGGCCAUGCUCGUCAACCUGGUGUCCACGGCUUGCUACGUCUCCUUCCUCUUCCUGGGCUGCGACACGGGCCCCGUGGCUGGGGUUACUGUUCCCUAUGGAAACAACUCAGCACCCGGCUCAGCCCUGGACCCUUACUCGCCCUGCAAUAAAAACUGUGAAUGCCAAACUGAUUCCUUCACUCCAGUGUGUGGGGCAGAUGGGAUCACCUACCUGUCUGCCUGCUUCGCUGGCUGCAACAGCACGAAUCUCACCGGCUGUGCGUGCCUCACUGGCGUGCCCCCUGAGAACGCGACUGUGCUUCCCGGGAAAUGCCCCAGCCCCGGCUGCCAAGAGGCCUUCCUCACCUUCCUGUGCGUGAUGUGUGCCUGCAGCAUGAUCGGUGCUAUGGCACAGACGCCCUCCGUCAUCAUCCUCAUCAGGACAGUCAACCCUGAACUCAAGUCUUAUGCCCUGGGUGUUCUUUUUCUCCUCCUUCGUUUGUUGGGCUUCAUCCCCCCACCCCUCAUCUUUGGGGCCGGCAUCGACUCCACCUGCCUGUUCUGGAGCACGUUCUGUGGGGAGCAAGGCGCCUGCGCCCUCUACGACAACGUGGUCUACCGCUACCUGUACGUCAGCAUCGCCAUCGCGCUCAAGUCCUUUGCGUUCCUCCUCUACACGACCACGUGGCAGUGCCUGAGGAAAAACUAUAAACGAUACAUCAAAAACCACGAGGGCGGGCUGAGCACCAGUGAGUUCUUUGCCUCUACUCUGACCCUAGACAAUCUGGGGAGGGACCCUGUGCCCGCAAACCAGACACAUAGGACAAAAUUUAUCUAUAACCUUGAAGAUCAUGAGUGGUGUGAAAACAUGGAGUCCGUUUUAUAGUGACAAAAGAGGGCUGGACUCGGUCAAAGAGUCAUUUUUCUUACAAAAAACAGAAAAAAAGGUUUAAAAAAAAUGCAAUACACACAGAGACACAUGUGCACACCCACACGCCACCUUUAUCCUUUUUUCGCAAAGUCAGAGCCAGACAGGAUUCAGAAUAAGGAGAGCGUGGGAUCCCGUGUUUGGGAGGACAUGCGUUCCGCCGGGGUCAGAGUCUGCUCUCUGAAGGCGCUGCUCGGUGUUCAGGAUGCCAACAGCCACGAGCAACAGGCACUGCCAGAGUCAGGGAACAGUGGUGGCCCGCUUGGAGGACGGACGUUUCUGGAUAUACAUACACAUACAAAACAGAAAACAACAUUAAAAAAAAAAAAAAAAGCAACGACAAACAAGAAGUCUACUAAACAAACACAAGUUGACAACUAGUGACAUACCCAGGCUAAGCACUAGUGACGCACCCCGAGCCACCUCCUCCCUCCAUGGGGGGGGUGGGAAGUUGCGCCAGUUGGUGGAGCGGAAGCCCCACUCCCCUCUUUAACUUUUGCAAUAUGGGCACCCCGUCUGCCUGUGUGAUUCAGGGCCCCCGAGUUCUCUCAGCGAUGAUAACGGGUGAUCUGUGCUGGAGUCUGUAAUUGGCACCUCUCACCGGCUCCAUUUCCAUAAUCAAGACUGGGGGCCUGGAGGUGGAGGGAGCCGGGUUUGGGGGCCCAGCACCUAACCUUCCCUCGGCAGUGGGUGCCCACCUCCCCCAGCCCCACAGAGUGACCUCAGGAAGCAGAGGGCUUCACCAGGCUAUGACUGACACCGCUCAGAGCCGUGGAGACCCAACUUAGUCCAAGUCAUUUGCUUACAUUUGCCAAACAUUUGCCAUUUUUUUACAAAAAAAAAACAAAAAACAAAAAACAAAAAACAAUGCAUAUGGAUUUCAAACUGUUGUAUGUAUAAUCCUCUAAUACUAUUUUUAACUACGUCUCAAACCUGUGUUAACCCUUCAGUCACUAACACAGUUCUGUAGGCCAAAUUUAUUAUGCUGGUGGCUUUUAAUUUUCUCCUUUUUUAAUGCACCAAAAAAUAUAUAAUGUGAUUCAAGGGAUGCAAUUAAUCUAUUGUAAUUUUUUAUCAUUUUCUCUUCAUUUGGAUAUUCUACAAAAACAAUAAGGAAAUAUGGUGUGUACCAAGAAGAGGGAAUACAUGCUUCAAAAAGAGAGUGUAUAUGCAGCCAGCCUUUAAAAGAAUCACAUUUGAGACAACAGGGGAUAAUGUGAUGAAUUGCAAAUUUGCCUUCUUACUUUAUGCCCCACGAUUCAGUGAUCACCAUCAGGGGAAAGCCUUUUAUAUUUAUAAUCCACUUUCUAAGAGGCAUUCUCUUCUGCCUCUGGAGGUACACACUUAGAUGUGGGUUUGCGGGGAGGGAGUCCGUAUACAGGUGCAAAGUAUAGAGAGAAAGAAAGGUUCUUUCUUGGUGGAGCAGUGGGGUGUCAGUGAAAAUGAAUUGACCCACAAGCUCCUGGAAGCUAGCUACAGCAUGUCCAAUGCAUGAAAACAUCCAUAAUGUUUUCAGGGUCAGUCUUGACCUUUGUCUGUGUGUUUUGAAAGUGGCUGAAUCUUGAACAGCUAGAGAAAGAACCUGUCAAGGUUUGGGAUAAGAAUCAUGUGGAAAACCUCUUGCAGCCAGCAAACUAAGCCUUGCAAGGCCAUUUCCGUAAAGGGGCAGGGCUUACGUGUACACACACACACACACACACACACACACACACACACACACACAUGCACUGACAGAAACUUGAGUUGACUUGCCCUCAUGCGCCAUCAGUGAGCUUCAUCCAUGCCACCCUCAUUGCCCUGGAAAAGCUCUUGAGGGUUGGUUUGUUUCUUCACCUCACACAUAUAUUUACAGUUCACCCACACAGCCACAAAAGAAUCAGGAAAGAAGAGAAGAGAGGGGGAACGUGCCACUUUCCUAACAAACACUCCAACUGGGGAGAUUUGAGCAAUAGCCCAAAAUUAGAGAAAGCACCUGGCAAGGACAACCCAAAAAAGAAGUUUGUGUCAUGCUGCCUGGGAGAUGAUGCUUCCAGAACAGUCAUUUCAUAUGUUUAGUUUUAGUCUGUCUUGGUUUCUGAAAAUGAGGGCACUUAUCAGUAUGUUAACUAGCGAACAAGGGGAUGGUUUUCUAGCCAAUUCAUAAAAUAUGUAUGCUCUGUUGCUUCUAAGGCUUUGAUUAUAUUCUGUACAGAUUUUGGUUUAGUUUUGUUUUGAAACUAUUGCUAAUAGGUCACUGCCCUCAUUUAUUACUGCGAAGCCUUCCAAACUCAGUACACCCACAGCGAGGCCUAUGGCCUAGUAUACUGUAGGGCUAUUUGCUUAAAAAAAAUUUUUUUGUAAAACCCUUUGCAUUUUGGAUUUAUGUUUUCUAAAGAGUAAAGAAUGAAUGAGAAUAAGAUGUUAGGUUGACAAAACAACUCCAGGGCAAAGUUUUAUCAACAGUUGGAUGUAAAUUUAAAGUCUCCUACUGAAAGAUGCCUCUCAAGCGUGUGGUGUUGCCUUUUAUGAUUUUAACUUCUCUCUCAUACUACAGAACAGAAAACCCAAUCUAGUUUUAUUUUUCCUUUUGUGCUGCCAAGAACCGUUGUACAUAUAAUGAUAAAUCGGGCCCCUUGGUUAUUUGUUUGGUUUUGAGGGGUAUUUUUGAAUGAGAAGAUUUCCUGGUUAAGAUCUCCAUUGGACUUGAAGAAAACAAAAAUGUGAGGGAUGGAAUAAAUCUAGAAGGUGAAUGCUAGAGUUCUCUCUCUCAUGCUACAAACUCCUCCACCAUCUUAGCUGAACAUACCCAGAGAUGGAUGAAAAAUUCUUUGUUGGAACUUUUGACAGAUCUUUUUAACUCUAUGUACAAACCAAGAAGUUUUUACCAAUAUUAUUCUGCAUAUGAAGUAAACACGUUUUGUAAAA